Thamnophis elegans (Western terrestrial garter snake) is the source of this 1162-nucleotide messenger RNA. RefSeq names its product glial cell derived neurotrophic factor (gene GDNF). NCBI's taxonomy places the organism in Eukaryota, Metazoa, Chordata, Lepidosauria, Squamata, Natricidae. Gene Ontology annotation, molecular function: receptor tyrosine kinase binding; glial cell-derived neurotrophic factor receptor binding; growth factor activity. Bases 22 to 678 code for a protein of 218 amino acids. Gene Ontology annotation, biological process: positive regulation of branching involved in ureteric bud morphogenesis; negative regulation of neuron apoptotic process; peripheral nervous system development. The transcript is spliced from 2 exons. The record is from RefSeq and is a predicted model, not a curated record.
UGUGCUGGAAGGGACUCUAAGAUGAAUUUAUGGGAUAUGAUGACUGUCUGCGUGGUGCUACUCAACUCGAUCUCGACCUUUCCGCUUCCCGCUGGUAAGAGACCUCCUGAAAAGGCCCGCUCAGUGCUAGGAAGAGCUGAAGAAGACCACACUACCAGCAGGCUGCCGAAUCCCUACGCUGGCCCAAUGGAUUCUAACAUGCCUGUGGAUUAUCCCAGCCAACUUGAGGAGGUGAUGAAUUUUAUUCAAACCACUUUAAAAAGACUGAAGAGAUCACCAGAUAAACCACAUUUCUCCAAACGGGAAAGAAACCGGCAAAAUGCCGGAAGGAACAAUAAUUCCAACAAGAAGAAAGGACGGAGAGCGCAAAGACUCAAAUCUCGGGAUUGUGUCUUAAGUGAGAUUCACUUAAAUGUGACUGACUUGGGAUUGGGAUACACAACCAAAGAAGAAUUGAUUUUCCGUUAUUGUAGUGGUUCGUGCGAGACUGCUGUAACCCUGUAUGACCAAAUUUUAAACAAUUUAACCCAAAAUAAAAAGUUGGUCAGUGACAAAAUCAGGCCACAGCCUUGUUGCAGACCCAUUGCUUACGAUGACGACCUUUCGUUUUUGGACGAUGACCUAUCAACUUAUCACAUACUAAGGAAACAUUCCGCUAAAAAAUGUGGGUGCGUUUGAUGUCCUUGUGUGUUUGGACACGGGCUACGAUAUUGCAUUCCUGCUAAAAUGGGCAAAGAAGGGGACCAAGGCUCCCGAGGAAAGGAAAAAGGUUGGCUUCAGAUAAAGGAAGAGGACCAAGCAUACAGGAGAACAACAGCUGUGCGAGCCUGGUUGGUGGAAAUCCAGCACGGGAUACUUGGUGAAGCUACAACAUGAUGGAGCUUUUGGUUUCUACAGGAAGGCAAAUAGACAUCAAUGCUCAGGGGCUGAGAUCCAGGAUGAAUGGGAAUUACUUUACACCGUUGGUUUUGAGGUGAUCCACCAUUGGCAUAAAACUUAGCCGAACAGGUGCUUAUCAACACAAGCCCCCUUUCUUCCUUCUUUGUUUUCUACCACCCACCAUCCUCCCCAAAUGGAAGUUAAACUAUUGAUCGUAGGCUUUCAUCCCAAUCUGGAGGCAUAAUCUGUCUUUCAUAUUGAGAAGAAUGUGUUUUGUGAUCAG